UGAAUUUCUCGUUGCGUUUCAUUUGCACAAUUCUCAAUGCCCACUUUGAAAAAAGCCUGCCCACUGCCCACUCUGCUCAUGAAUUGCAGCAAAGAAAAGUAAUCUGUCUCUCUCUCUCACCUCUUCAAAUGAUUAUUCAGUUUAAUAAUGACAAUCCUCCUCUCAUUUCCAUUUACCACACCACCUCAACCUUCCUUCGCACUCCACCCCUUCUCUUUUUAUCAUCACAAUGAAACCCUCCUCUUCUAUCUUGUCCAGCUGAAGCUCAGCAGCCUCAAUGGGCAUUCACUGAAAGCAGUGAAAAACGUUUCCGCAGGAAAAAAAUCAAAUGGGCAUGUUGAUUUUGAUCUUCUCCUCGCUUUUAUUAUCGACCCUUUUCAGCCCUUGCUCUCUUGCUCUUACUCAAGAUGGCCUGACGUUGUUGGAACUUAGAACCGCUUUUAAUGAUAGUAGAAAUCUCCUUGGUGAUUGGGAAGCUUCUGAUGAGUCUCCCUGCAAGUGGAUUGGAAUCUCUUGUCACCCCGAGGACCAACGGGUCAGUUCAAUUAACUUACCUUACAUGCAACUAGGAGGGAUUAUUUCUCCCAGCAUUGGUAAACUCAGUAGAUUACAGAGACUGGCACUUCACCAAAAUAGCUUACAUGGAUAUAUUCCUCAUGAAAUCGCUAAUUGUACUCAGCUCAGAGCCCUGUAUUUGAGGUCUAAUUAUCUCCAAGGUGGCAUACCAUCGGAUAUCGGAAGCCUAUCUGCCCUUACAAUACUGGAUUUAUCAAGCAAUUCGUUGAAGGGUGUUAUUCCAUCAUCCAUUGGCCGUCUCUCACUUCUGCGCCUUUUGAAUUUGUCCACCAACUUUUUUACUGGGGAAAUACCAGAUUUUGGAAUUCUUAGCACCUUUGGAAGAAAUUCGUUCAUUGGCAAUCUAGAUCUCUGUGGUCAUCAAAUUAACAAGCCCUGCCGAACCUCAAUGGGAUUCCCUGCAGUGUUGCCUCAUGCUGAAAGUGACGAAGCUACUGUUCCUUUGAAAAGGCCUUCACACUAUAUCAAAGGGGUAAUAAUUGGUGCAAUGUCCACAAUGGGUGUUGCACUUAUAGUACUUGUUCCAUUCUUGUGGAUCCGUUGGCUUUCAAAGAAGGAAAGAGCGGCCAAGAAAUACACAGAAGUCAAGAAGCAAGUGGUUCAUGAAUCAAGCACAAAACUCAUUACUUUUCAUGGUGACCUUCCAUACCCAUCAUGUGAGAUCAUAGAAAAGCUGGAGUCACUGGAUGAAGAAGAUGUUGUCGGUUCAGGCGGAUUUGGUACUGUAUACCGAAUGGUGAUGAAUGAUUGUGGAACUUAUGCUGUUAAAAAGAUUGAUGGAAGCAGAAAAGGUUCAGACCAAGUGUUUGAGAGAGAGUUGGAGAUCUUGGGUUGCAUUAAACAUAUAAACUUGGUCAACUUGCGGGGAUAUUGUAGUCUCCCGGCUUCAAAGCUUCUGAUCUAUGACUUUCUAGCAAUGGGUAGCUUAGAUGAUUUCUUGCAUGAACAGGGACCAGAAAAACAACCUUUGGAUUGGAGAGCUCGUAUAAGGAUAGCCUUGGGCUCUGCUAGGGGGAUUUCAUACUUGCAUCAUGAUUGUAGUCCUAAGAUCGUGCAUCGUGAUAUUAAAUCGAGUAAUAUUCUACUUGAUGAAAACUUGGAGCCCCAUGUUUCUGACUUUGGACUGGCCAAGCUUUUGGUUGAUGACGAUGCCCAUGUCACAACUGUUGUUGCUGGAACAUUUGGAUAUUUGGCUCCAGAAUACCUGCAAAGUGGGAGGGCAACUGAAAAAUCCGAUGUUUAUAGCUUUGGAGUUUUAUUACUGGAGCUGGUGACUGGGAAGAGACCAACUGAUCCAGAAUUUGUAAAGAGAGGCUUAAAUGUUGUUGGCUGGAUGCACGCAUUAUUGGGAGAGAACAAAAUGGAUGAUAUAGUUGACAAAAGGUGCAAGGACGUCGAUGCAGACACUGUAGAAGCAAUUCUUGAAAUAGCAGCCAAGUGCACAGAUGCCGACCCCGACAAUAGGCCGUCAAUGAGUCAAGUGUUGCAGUUUCUAGAGCAAGAAGUCAUGUCCCCAUGUCCUAGCGAUUUCUACGAGUCACAUUCUGAUUAUUCUUGAAACAUUAUGUAAACAGAUAGGAAAUGCUUAUUGACUGACCCCAGAUCUGUGAAUGGUCUGCAGCUCAGUUGCAGUCCAUGAACAUUUCAUCUCUCUCAGUGAAAUAUGCAGAUCACGGAGUUUGAUAGGUUGCAUAGCUCUGUCUUGACUGGUAAGUUACAGAUAAUAUAUGGUUUUGCA
Messenger RNA from Momordica charantia (bitter melon), 2314 nucleotides. RefSeq names its product Leucine-rich repeat protein kinase family protein. The record is from RefSeq and is a predicted model, not a curated record. Gene Ontology annotation, molecular function: ATP binding; protein binding; protein kinase activity. Gene Ontology annotation, biological process: protein phosphorylation. Lineage: Eukaryota; Viridiplantae; Streptophyta; Magnoliopsida; Cucurbitales; Cucurbitaceae.